GCUCUCACAAAUUGACACUUCUGACACUGCAGAAAAGCGAAAAUAUAAACAAUAAAAUUCCUAAAGAAAAACUCGCAGAAAAAAAAAAACGAAAAAUGUGCAUUUCUAAUGAGAAUAAAUGUGGUUUUAGCAAACAAUUUGCAACAUUAAUCAAUGGACAACAAACGGAAUUUGUUUUUCAACCAUUUGCCAACAAAUGGUUUCUAUUAAUCACUCAAUAUGGAAAAGUGCCAAAUCUAUAUAGUGUUAAAUUUGAUUUGCAGCGCAAUGAAGGUGUACCCGCUGCCAUACAGGGUCCCGUUGAACAUCCACAAUUUCAUAUGUCUGUACCCAUAACAAUAACAUGUAACUUUGGUGCCGAUAAAGAUGAAAUACGUAGUGGCAUACAAUACUUGGUUAAUAAGUCAAAACUGAACAGAUGUCCUACCGAGUUUGUCAUAGGUCUUGGUUUGAAAGAAAUGGAUGGCAAAAAUCUUAAAGCUGUGGCACAAGUUUUGGAUGAAAUAAUUGCGUGAUAACUUAAAAAACACUUAAAACUGUAAUUUUUUUUAGAAAAAAUGUUACUUUUUUAUUAUUUUAAAAUAAAUUUGUACAUUAAAACGUGUACAAAACACUUAAAA
Messenger RNA from Lucilia cuprina (Australian sheep blowfly), 620 nucleotides. RefSeq lists its product as uncharacterized. NCBI's taxonomy places the organism in Eukaryota, Metazoa, Arthropoda, Insecta, Diptera, Calliphoridae. The coding region runs from base 96 to 515 and encodes 139 amino acids. Gene Ontology annotation, biological process: proteasome assembly. The record is from RefSeq and is a predicted model, not a curated record. The transcript has a single exon.